Molecule: messenger RNA, 1195 nt
Organism: Caenorhabditis auriculariae
Lineage: Eukaryota; Metazoa; Nematoda; Chromadorea; Rhabditida; Rhabditidae
Source: the annotation of a GenBank genome assembly
AUGCGAAGUAGCACCUCCGACGUGCCUUUGGCAGAAUGCCUCAAGGUGACGACGACUCCUUCCUCCGUUGCCAAACGGUUAUUUGCCUUCACUUAGUGCUUCGUCCUCAGCGACAGGUGCGGCCGCCAGAUUGCUCAAUACAGCUUGACCCAUCGCCGCCUCUUUCAUUACCUACCUACCACUUGUACGCUUCAUUUCCAUUCUCUCUUUUUUUCGGGCGCUUAUCAAGGUUUCUUUUUUUGGGAUUUCCUUUUGGUCUGUGAUUCAUAUAGAGUAGUUGGAUUUCCAACCUGACUUUAGUAGAUUUCUAUUCUGAAAGUUUACUUCAAGUUUCGCCUGGCUCUGAUCAUCGUGUUCCCGUGCAAUCAGUGGCUCAGAUUUUAUCUCUUCUCCUUUUUCUUGUAAAUGUCUUGGAAAUUAGCUUCUUCCAACGAUCUUUUAUUCGAGCAAGCCAAUUUUAAAUUCUAUACGUUCUGAGCUUCAAUUUUCCCAUUCAUAAUCAGCAUCCUUUCCUAUUUUCAUAUCAUUUCUUGACUAAAAAUUUUAUUUAAGGUCAAAAAACUAUUUUUUUUAAUUUUUCGCAAAAGUCACAAGAAGGUUGAAUGUGAUGUAGGAUCUCUUUUUUUCCGAACCAUCCAUAAAAUCCUUAAUAUGUUGUUCUUUUCGAAAAAAGUUCGCAUGCAAUGUUGUACGUAGAUAAUUUUGUGUGAGACUUUUGAAGAACACCAGAUAUGGGAAGUUUUCCAUUCAUGAUUUGACGAAUGUUUUCGCCCAGUAUAACUGAUAUCCAACAUAACAGAUUUUCGCGCCUUUCACGCCGAGUCCUCCAUGGUGACGACCAUCUCUUGUAUGUGUACGCCCCUCACGGCUUUCACAGUUGCUCUUCGUCAAUCUACAGUUCGUUAGCACGUCGUCGACGUUCGCAGCAGAAAAGAAGACAGGCGCGGUGCGUGUGUGGACGUUAGAGGCGUUUGAUUUACUACCGCGCACUCACACCGAUUUUUCCAUCGCCGCUGCCGCUGCCGACCAAGUCCGUCGCACGUCAACACUUCUUCAAAAAAUUUACGCGUUUCCUGCUUUUCGUAACUGUCUCCGAGAUUUAUGGACAGUGACCCUGCAGCAGCAGUUUUGCUCUGCGAGAUCCAAGCCUCUGUCUCCUUAUCACAGUACUCUUAAGCUUGAGAAUCCGUCAUAA